AUGCGCUCCAGUCUCCUGUUUGUGCCGUUUCUGGUGGCUACUGCUGUCUCUACCCCGAAGCCCAACCAUCUCACUCAAAGGGAAACUCUCAUCGAUGACCUCGGCGACCUUCUAGAUUUGGGCAUAUUUGAUCUGAACUCUUUCCUACAUGGCGCACUGGGUCUUCAGCUCUUUGACUCCAUUUCUCCCCAAGCAGCUGCAGCGUUAGCUGGAGCCGCUGAAGGUGGUGUGUCAAGUUCUUUCAACUCUUCAUCCAAGGGUGAACUUCAAACCUGGAUAACUGGCAGUGGAAGUAUCUUCAUGGACCAAUCCGUCAGGUCUGCUGUACAGAACUGGGCUACUAGUGACUCUUCCUCCGUACUUUCGAGCAAUAUACAAGCCGGACUGUCGAUGUACGUUCCUGCUUGCUCUGCAAUUGCCUCGCAAGCUGGAAUCAUAAUCUCAGUUGGCGGUAUUCUAUCUCAACUGAGCGUAACCGGUCAGGCUGUAUUGGAUGCUGCGUCCAAAGCCGCCCUAGAGGGGUUCUUAGCAGUUGAAGCCGAUCUCGAUACCCUCGGCAAAGACGCCCUUCAGAUAGCUGCAGCUGGUGGUUCAGCCUUAUCUGCAUCUGCAGAAGCCCUGGAUGCUGUUGCGGAGUACUUGGAGAGUGAUGCAAAUAAGUUGGGUGCCGCCUUGACAGCGGCUAUUAAGAGCUGGGCAAAGAAUAUCAUUUCGGAUGGUGUUGUGGUGUUCGAGGCACUGGGCAAUGAUCUGGAGACUGCUAUUGCUGCCACUUCCAUUUCUGGUUCUGUCUCUGAUAAUGUGAACGGUGAUGGAGCCUUGAGUGGCUCCGCUCAGCUUGCUCUUGCUGGGUUGUUGAAUGUGACAGCUGCUGGUACAUUUAAUGGUUCCCUCAAAGCGUCUUUAGACCUUGCUAUUGCCGGUGGCUUCGCUAUUCACCUUAGUACUGAUGAAGUCAAAGAGCUUGUUGACUACCUCGAGAGUGAAGCUUGCGUCUUUACUGCACACCUCAAAGCUACCCUAAUCUACUGGCUUUACGUGGGUGUCAAGGAUGUUCAAGCAAUUGAGAAUGUGAUUGUUGCUGAUGCUAAGGCGGUAUCUGAAUUUCUCGAGAGCGCUGCUGCUGAGGGUCUGACUGCUAUUGCUCGAGGCGCCAUAGCACUUGCUGCUGCUGGUCGUGAUAUCAUUAUUUUGUCCGAGAAAGCUGCUGCUGAACUUGCUACUAUCCUGGCUGCAGCCACCAAUCUCACUAUUUCGAUUGGCAUUGACGAUCAGUUAAUUGACUGGCUCCUUGGCAUUAAGCGUCAAGGAUAA
Messenger RNA from Talaromyces proteolyticus, 1314 nucleotides. RefSeq lists its product as uncharacterized. The record is from RefSeq and is a predicted model, not a curated record. NCBI's taxonomy places the organism in Eukaryota, Fungi, Ascomycota, Eurotiomycetes, Eurotiales, Trichocomaceae. The coding region runs from base 1 to 1314 and encodes 437 amino acids. The transcript has a single exon.